Molecule: messenger RNA, 2367 nt
Organism: Dioszegia hungarica
Lineage: Eukaryota; Fungi; Basidiomycota; Tremellomycetes; Tremellales; Bulleribasidiaceae
Product: rab-GTPase-TBC domain-containing protein
Exons: 8
Coding region: 1-2367 (788 amino acids)
Biological process (GO): activation of GTPase activity
Molecular function (GO): GTPase activator activity
Source: RefSeq, a predicted model, not a curated record
AUGACCGCUCCGGAAGAGGCCAUCUUCGUCCGUCCUGCAGCGGACGCCAUACGCUCAGCAUGGCGCUCUGUAUUCUCCGACCCGCUUCUGUCACUCGCUCGACUGAAAGCUCAGGCGACGACCAAGGAUGGACUAGGAGAUGAGGAGGGGGACGGCGGUAUCACGCUGCGGUCGGUGUAUUGGCGGCUGUACCACGGCCUUCUUCCUCCUCCGACAUCCCAGAACCUUUUCGCCCCAACCCUCGAGAUAUCCCGAGCGAUGUACACAUCGCUGCGAAGGCGGUACCUGGUUGCUCCAGACGGACGCUGGGCAUCUGACUGCUCGCCUGACGACCAGUCUCCCUCCUCGCCACUGCCUCUGCCUGCUCCUGGUGGACCAGAAGGAGAGUGGGAUCCACUGAGUCUGGACGGGCAAUCACCCUGGAAGACUUGGUUCGCCCAUCAGGAUCUGCGGGCGACAAUCCGCCAGGAUGUGGAUAGGACCUUCCCCGACAUCGACUACUUCCGAAUAGAGAGGGUCAGGCGAAUGAUGGUGACCAUGUUGUUCCUCUUCGCUGUGCAGAACCCGGAUGUCGGGUAUCGCCAGGGGAUGCACGAGCUCCUGGCUGUAUGCCUUCUGUCGGUCGACCGCGACUCGCUGGAAGUCGACGCCAAUCAAGCUUCAUCAUCAGGAUCAUCCAGCCAGGCUGUCAUGCUUGAAGCAAUGCGGACGACUUUGGACAGACGAUGGGUGGAGCACGACUCCUACGGGCUGUUUCAGGAGCUGAUGAGGGGUGCCAAGGCCUUCUACGAGUGGCGAGCUGAGGAAGGACCACGGACCAAAGUGCCAAAUGCACCGGUUGCGCCGAUCAUACUCCGCUGUCAGCAGCUCCACAACUCGCUCCUCCGGCGUAUUGACCCCCAGCUAUGGGAGCGUUUCGAGACGGAGGGACUGGAGCCGCAAAUAUGGGCAAUUCGAUGGAUCCGACUUAUCUUCACCCGAGAGCUGCCUUUCCCCGCAGCAAUACGGCUGUGGGACGGGAUCUUCGCGGAAGAUCCAGGUCUCGGGCUGAUCGACUACGUCUGUAUCGCUAUGCUGCUGCUGAUACGGAACGAGCACUACUCGACACUCCUGUCCAAAUUGCUUCGCUAUCCCUCAUCGUCCACCCAGUACCCCUUCUCACCGCAUCUUAUCCUCGCUCAAGCUCUGUUCUUACGCGGCAACGUCACGCCCGCUGGCGGCGUCGAGGUGGUGCUGCAGAAUCAGGACCUACUCGGAAUUCGCGCAGCACCGCCUGAGCGGACAGAAAGGGACGACCAUCAGCCGAGACGCCUGAAUCAUGGCCGGACCGCCAAUACCCGUCCGCCUCCUCCUCAACCCUAUCGGCCCGGGGUACAAGGUCUGGCGCAGGGACUAUUCGAGCGAGCACAGGCGGCAGGCCUGGAUAAAACAUUCUACUCUACCGUAGCUGAUAUCCGGAAAAAUCUGCCCGAAGGCUACUCAUCCUACCUCCCAAAUCUUCCCUUCUCACCACUCGGCACUCCAUCCCCACGCGACAAUCCACAGUUCUCCUCGAUCCCCUCCUCAGCAUCCGCCAUCCCACCGAGGUCGAGCUUCUUCUCUCCGCCUCACAAUCCCAUCUCUUCCUUCUACCCGGCAACCCGUCCAGAAGUAAGCAAGCGCCCGUCCAUGGACAGUAACAUCUCGAUCAAGUCCCUCCGGGAUGCGGAGCGGGAUAUGGCGGAGCUUCGGCUGGCCAUGGUCGGUAUGGGCAAGGCGAUGAACGAGUGGAUGUCUGCUCUGUCUGUCACGGAAGAAGUCGCGAAAGGGGACGCGUAUAACGGGCUGGGAAGAGUGAGGGACACACUGCUGGAUGCGGCAGGGUGCGAGGUGGAGGAUGUGGUCAGGCAGUGGGGAUGGCACGAGGGGCUGGAGGCGCCGAGGAGCAGGGAUGAGACAUUGUCUUCUGCGCCAUCCUCGGCAGCUCGACCGACUCAAGCGGAAGCUCCGCCUCCUUCACCCACACCCAACCACUUCUCAUCGCCCGAAACGCCGAAGGUUUCGUCUUUCCCCACCGCGCCACGUCCGGCUGUCAUUGCGCCAAAACCGACUCUUCACCUCUCUUCCCGCGACGAUAAGCCAAGUACCGGUCUCUCACGUGUCCCCUUGACUCCACCGGUCCGGGACAGCAUGCGUGCGGAGCAGAGUCGAGUACCAGCGGGGUCAGCGGUCCCGCGGAGGGAUGGCGGAUUGGCAGCUGGCGGUCCGAGAGGAGUCAGCGACCCUUUAGAUCCGCUGGCGGGUCUUCACGUCAGCAAGGACCCAUUAGGAGGUUUUGGUCUGCCUAGUGGGACACAUCAGGAGCGGUCAACGGGGAGAUACGGGUGA